AUGGACCAACUUCGAUCGGACUCAGAUUCUGGCGCGAAUUCACUUACGAAAUUCGACCCACUUCUCGCCGCCAGCGGUUCGCCCUCGUCGCUACCGCAAUCGAUAGACGUCAGCCAUUCGAAUGUCAACUCACCCAAUACCAGUCUUACCGGGCUAUCGAACUUUGUCGGGAUCAAUGUUUCAAAACGACAAAGGUCCCCCAAUUGGACGACCAAGGAGGACGAGCAGCUCGCUCACUCCUGGGUAGACGUUAGUCGGAAUCCAAUUUUCGCUAGCGAACAACGAGGUGAAGAAUUCUUCAAACGGGUUUGCGAGCACUUCAACCACCAUUGGCACGGCAAUUCACGCACUCCUGCAGGGGUUCGAGAACGAUGGGGUAUCUUGCAGCCCGCCUGUCUUCGGUUUAACGCCAUAUAUCACCAAAUCGUGGCACAUUGUCAGCAAACCCAGCCUAACCCGAGUCCAGAGCAUUGCCGACGACUGGCCCACGAAUGUUUUAGCGAGCAAACCGUCACGAGGACUCAACGACAUCGCCAAUUUCAGUAUGAAACCGUAUGGGAAAUAGUCAAAGAUACCCCGCGAUUUCGAAUGCCGGUUCCGACCAAGCCUAGUCCCCUAUCUUGUUCUACUUCGACCCAUCCUGCCGCUGGUACCUUUUCGACUCCCCCUGGACUUAGCCUGAUUCAUGUCAACGGCAAGAAUCAAGCCAAGCAGGCAUCGGACAUUUCGGCGCAAAGACAAUCCAGCGAUAUCAAUGGCAAAGUGCCACAUCCCACUUCAACUUCGCAGCACGCUUCUUCUCCGGCGGAAAAUAAGAAACGAAAAAUUUCCGGCUUGCAAUGGAUUUCCCACCAUGAUGAAUCAGAUCCGGAAUUGGAGGCCUCGUCAAACAGUCUUGCGCUAGAUGAUAGAAGAAAUGAGAAAAAUGGCACACAGAGUAUCUCCGUAACACGCGACAAACUAGCACUAGAACGCGAGAAAUUCCUGCUUGACAAGGAGGAACGGUCGAAAGAAUCAAUCCGGAAAGACAAGGAACUCGACUUGAGGAUCAAGGCAUCUGAUCGGGAUGAUUUAAUGCUAGACUUGAAAAUCAUACAAGCUCACGGCGCCGAUUGCCCAGAUGAAACUAGCAAAAGAGCGCUGGAAUUGAUGAAAGCGUCUGUGUUGAAGAAAUAUAACAACGACCCAAGUAUCACUUAA
Puccinia triticina is the source of this 1200-nucleotide messenger RNA. RefSeq lists its product as uncharacterized. The record is from RefSeq and is a predicted model, not a curated record. Lineage: Eukaryota; Fungi; Basidiomycota; Pucciniomycetes; Pucciniales; Pucciniaceae. Bases 1 to 1200 code for a protein of 399 amino acids. The transcript has 2 exons.